AUGCCCGAACAUCCGCAAACUCAGCCAGCCCGGGCAAUGCGCCGUUCGCGAGCAAAGUUCACCCCGAAAAGUCGUGAAACUAUUCUGAUCGAGGAGUUGCAAGCGUUAAGACGGGACUACUUGAACUGGUUAUGCACUCGCUAUGAGGUGGGUUGGCCAUCGCGAGCUGCGGAUAAAGCGGGUUACUCGGCGGUUGAAAAUCCGAACCAAUCGCGACUAGCAUUUACCUGUUUGCACAACUAUGUUAGUGCGAUAGAGUCCAUGGAUCAACUAAAUUUUACUCCCACCAAGGAGAAUAGCCUUACAACGGCAAAAAUAGUCUUGGUUUUGGUGACCACAAUAACAAAAAUGACCACAAAAGCUGGUUGUAAUCAUUAUACUGUCCCCGCAGCAGAAGAAACCGGUGUAUUGUACAAAGAUUAA
Messenger RNA from Echinostoma caproni, 423 nucleotides. The record is from the annotation of a GenBank genome assembly. Lineage: Eukaryota; Metazoa; Platyhelminthes; Trematoda; Plagiorchiida; Echinostomatidae.